Molecule: messenger RNA, 2371 nt
Organism: Hydra vulgaris (swiftwater hydra)
Lineage: Eukaryota; Metazoa; Cnidaria; Hydrozoa; Anthoathecata; Hydridae
Product: sodium channel and clathrin linker 1
Biological process (GO): centrosome cycle; cilium assembly; clustering of voltage-gated sodium channels
Cellular component (GO): centrosome; centriole
Source: RefSeq, a predicted model, not a curated record
UUUUCAGUGUAUAAAGAAUAAUUUUAUUCAAUCUGUGAUAAACCUUCCAAUUUGUGGAUCAAGUUUCUUUAUGUUCGACUUUCAUAAUAAUAUGUUUUAGUAAUGCGAAUUCCUUAUCAAGAUGCAUAUUCAACAUAAGGUCUAACUAAGAAUAAAUUUCUUAUUAAUUUGGAAAUAAUGGAAACGACAGAAAGAAAUAAAGAAUUAUUAUUUUUGCAAGAUCAAGUAACUCGACUGUCAUCUGUUUUGAAGUCAUACCAAACAAAGUAUCCUCCGAUUUCUGAUGUAAAGGAUGAAGUUUGGAUAUACGAUUCCAGUAUGCUAUCUCCUCUUUUAAUGGAAUAUGACCAGCUAAUUAAAAGUUUAAAAGAAGAUAUUGAAUACUAUAAGAUCGAAUUACAUAAACUACAAAAGCAAGCACAAGAUGUGGUUCAGGAAAAUAUGAAAUUACAUGCUGAGCUUCGUUCAAAGGUUGAGUUGCAUGCUGGUAGUUUAGAGGAUAAUUCAUUGAGUUUGCUUCAGUUGGAGAUAAAGUUAAAAACUGCCUUUGAGGAAAAGAAUAUUAUUAGCAAACAACUUGACAAUGCUAACAAAGAACUUAUGAAAAUAAAGGAGGAAAACAGGAUAAAAGGAAAUGAUAUUGCAAACUUACUUUCUGAAAAUGUCAUGUUAAAGGAUGACAUAGCUCAAGCUAGAGCAUUUGCAUCUGAUCUACAAAAUGCAAACCUGCGGUUUAAAGCAGAGCAAGAAAAAGUUUUGAAUACAAUUGAAAUAUAUGAUUCACAGAUUGAAAGCUUAAAAUCACAAAACCGAAAAUUGUUAUGUGAAAACAAAACAUUAAAGGCUUUAAAUAGUGAACUCCAAAUCCAUGCAGAGCAACAAAAAGAGCAUCUUAAACAUAGUGUAAAAUCGCAGCAAUAUAAUUUAUCAGAAAGAUCUGCUGAAGGAACAAUUCGUAAAUUGCAGAAUGAAAUAUUAGGACUGGAAAGUCGUGUGGUUUUGUACUCAAAAGAGUUAGACAAACUGCGUUAUGAAAACAGUGAUUUGGAAGAGAAACUAGCAACUCUACAAAAAAAAAUUAAUAUGCAUGAAGAAAAUGAGCAGGAGGCUGUGAUGAGAGUUCGUGAUAGUGUUCAGUUAGUUGAAAAUGCUCUUAUAGAAAAAGAAAAGGCUGUUGUCAGUGAACAACAGAAAGUGCAAGAAAUAAUUAGACUUCAAGAAGCUUUGAAAAGCUUGAUUAGUCAUGCUGAAGAAGAAAAAAGGAAGGAGGUAUCGCGCAUUAAAGCUCAAAAUGACAAAGAAAUCCGUCAUUUAAUGGAAGAUCUUCAUUACCAAGAGAAUGAGUGUGCUGAGAAGCAAGCAUUGCUUGAAAAGUCAUACAGAGAGAAGCUGGCAUUAGAAAAUGAAAUAGAAAAGAUUUAUCAAGAAGGCCCGAUUGAAAUUACGAAAGCUGGACAGACAUUGGAUGAGCUUCAUGUAAGACUAGCGCGGGCUGAAAUGGCUCGUGACGAUGCUUACUUGCAAAACGAAAAUCUUCAGGCUAAUUUUAAAAGAUUACAAACAAGGUGGGAAAACGAAAAAAAUGUUCUCACAAAAAGUGUCAAUGAUUCCAAUAAGAAGUUAGCAUGUAUGAAAAAUGACCUUGAUGAAAUGGCAAACUCGAGGUUGUUAUUACUGGAAGAGCUAAACACUUUGAAAAAAAAGGUUUUGGUAAAUCGAGAAAACGAUGUUUCUCAGGAGUUGUCAAAUGCAGCAAAGGUAGCAUUGUUGGAGCAAAAAAUCGAGAUGAAAGAAAAAAACUUUCAAUCUCUUCUUCGUGCUUCAGAGGAGUCUGGUAGGGAAGCUGCAAAUGAGUUACGUGAUAUGCUAAGAGUGCAGCAGAAAUCUGCGUCUAAAUGGAGAGAAGAAUCACGUGCUCUAUGUCAAAAGUAUGAAUUACAAGUCGCCCACCUACGACAAGUAAAUGAUGAUCUGACACGCCGUAAUCAAGAUCUUGAGCGCAUGUACAACGAGAGUUUGCAAAAAGCAAGCGAGCUUGAGAAGUCUUUUUAUUUGCAGCAAUUGACAAUAGAUAAAAUGCAACGUUUACACUCUACGUGUGAAGAAAGAAUUGAAACUUCAAACAAUCAAGUUUCAUCGUAUUUAGUUCGCGAAAAACAAUUAGUUGAUUCACAAAAAGCAUUAACUCGUGAAAUAGAAAGACUCAGACUUGAUUCAAUUCAAUCGUGCCGAAAUCAGACACAGCCCAUAGAUUUACAAUGGGAUAACUACAUCAGCGAAAUCAAUAAAGAAAUGACGUGAUUUAUUUAUAUUGCGUGAUUACAUUUAUUUAUUUAUUAUUAUUAUUUUGAAUUAAAAUAAAGUUAUAAAA